Molecule: messenger RNA, 696 nt
Organism: Telopea speciosissima
Lineage: Eukaryota; Viridiplantae; Streptophyta; Magnoliopsida; Proteales; Proteaceae
Product: zinc finger CCCH domain-containing protein 54
Exons: 1
Coding region: 1-696 (231 amino acids)
Molecular function (GO): metal ion binding
Source: RefSeq, a predicted model, not a curated record
AUGUUGAAAGGAGUGAAUCCAAGAUUUCUGAAUUUGUCCAACUCGGAAUCAAUUGAGAACGAGUCCGUGAAUCACUCGGACGAGUUUCGAAUGUAUGUGUUCAAGAUCAAGAAAUGCCCAAAGACGAAAAGCCAUGAUUGGACUUCUUGCCCAUUUGCACACCGUGGGGAGAAGGCACGGCGUCGUGAUCCAACUAAAUUCAAUUACGCCGCCAUUGCAUGUCCCAAGUUUCGAACAGGGGAAUGCUCGAAAGGCGAGUCAUGUGAGUUCGCUCACGGGAUUUUCGAGUUCUGGCUUCACCCAACUAAGUACCGUACACGUGCAUGCAAUGCCGGAGAGUAUUGCCAGAGAAAGGUAUGUUUCUUUGCACAUACGCCGGAACAGCUUCGGCCGGUGAGGAAACAGAAGUGUUGUUAUGUUUGUAAGGCACACAUGGGUGAAAGAAAGGAGGAGAUAAGUAGUGAUUCUGUUGGUGGUGGGAGAACUGGGUUGAGUUCACCACCUGCAAAUAUGGUGACAAGAGAUGGAAUUUUGAAGGAAGAGUGGGAAAUUUCAGAGAAUUUGAGGAGAUUCAGUAUAGAAGAUGAGGAGGAGGAGGAGGUGGAAGAGGAAGACGUUGCAGGGGAUGGGAGUUUCGGUUAUAGGGAUGUACCGGAUUUACCUGAUAUUGAUUGGAUUACAGAGUUGGUGAACUGA